Colletotrichum lupini is the source of this 2274-nucleotide messenger RNA. Its product is annotated as multicopper oxidase. The transcript has 6 exons. Lineage: Eukaryota; Fungi; Ascomycota; Sordariomycetes; Glomerellales; Glomerellaceae. Gene Ontology annotation, molecular function: oxidoreductase activity; copper ion binding. The record is from RefSeq and is a predicted model, not a curated record. The coding region runs from base 1 to 2274 and encodes 757 amino acids.
AUGAGCUCCGGCCUGGUCCCGCGGGACGGGACGCGCGACGAGCAAGACCCCAUGCUAGGUGUCAGAUCGUCGUCGGAGACUGACGUGGAGGAUCGCCUGCUUCCCGACUCAGCCGACUACAGCGAGAAGAGCCACUACCGACGCCAUGCGGGCCACAAGAAGACGUUUCGAUGGAUCAUGGUACUCACUUGCGUGUCCAUCCUGACGCUCAUUCCUUUCAUUUUCGCCCAAUUCUUCAACGUACAAACCAAGGACCGGCCGGCGGAACCGGCCCACGAUGAGGACAACCAUGAGGAAAGCCCGCCGCCGCCGCCGCCGCCACCACCACCGCCAGCGGACCCAGUGCCGGAACUGACGACGACGAUAACGCCAGUAACGACUUCUUCUCUUGUCCCUACGCAAACACCGCAAGUGAUUUUGACGCCUGAUCAGCAGUUCAAUCUGCAGACAGGAUUCCAGGUGUCGAAUGUGACGUCGAUGCGGGAGUAUGUGUUCAACAUCACGCGGCAGCAGCACUCACCCGACGGCUUUGAGAAGUCAAUGAUCCUCGUCAACGGACAAUCUCCCGGCCCUCUCAUUGAGGCAAACACGGGAGACACCAUCCGUGUCACGGUGCACAACCAGAUGUUGAAGGAGAGUACCACGAUCCACUGGCACGGCAUUGACCAGAGAAGGUCGGUCUGGAUGGACGGUGUCUUUGGCGUCAGCCAGUGUGCCAUUCCUGCCGGCGAGAGCUUUACUUACGAAUUCAAUGUCACCGACCAGCGGGGCACGUUCUGGUGGCACGCUCAUGUUUCAGUGCAGGUCACUGACGGACUCUUUGGGCCAUUGAUCAUCCACGAUCCGGAUGAAAAGAUCCCCCCUGUGGAUGAUGACAAGAUUGUGAUGGUCGGAGAUCUCUUUCAUGAAUAUGGAGGCACUCUCCUGACGCAGUACCUAAGCGCCAAUCCACCUUGGGCCCCUAAGAAGCCCGGUAGAGAGCCUCCUCCUGACAACGUCAUCAUCAAUGGCAAGAACACAUUCAACUGCUCCAGCAUUGAAGGCCAUGACACAAACCAGGCCAAGUCAGGCGAGGACCAUAGCGGCCACAACAUGGAGAACAUGGGAAGCCACAACACCCCGAGAGAUGGUGCGCCUCCCCCCAAGUGCACGUGGGGUUCCCUCUUCAAUACACGGGUCAAGAGUGGCUCAAUAGCUCGUUUGCGUCUCAUCAACCACGGCACAUCAACUCCCAUCUUUGUCACGGUUGACGACCACCCUCUGCAAAUCGUCGAGAUUGACGGCGUCGAGGUCGCUCCAAUCGCCACAUCCCGCGUGUACAUGAACCCCGGUCAACGCUACUCAGUCCUCGUCCACGCCAACCAGACUGCCGGAAACUACCUGAUUCGUGCCGACGCCGCGGUGCGGUGCUUCCACAUGUCCCACAAGAACCAUAAGGCGGGCAUGAUGCACGGCACACCUUUCGGGGCCACCGCCAUCCUAUCGUAUGACGAGACGGACCUUGGCGUCCCGCCGAUUGGCAAGGCGUGGGAUCUCAACGCCAACUCGAACCCUGGCGUAGGCAAUGAGCCAUGGGGAGACAGGUGCGAGGAUUUGCCGCACAACCUUCCAAAGCCUGUCAGGAGCAGGCCGGCCUACGACGUUGGCGACAGGAACUACCAUUACUUCACGUUCAAGCAGGAGCGCGUCAACGACGUCGUUCGUACACACGUCAAUGAUACUCUGUAUACACCUUUGACCGACGAUGCCUCGCUGUGGAAGGUCAUGCAGCAGGACAUCACACCAGAGAACCUGAACUCGCCUCAGCCGAAACUAGACUUCGGAAAGGAUCAAUUCGUCUUGGUAUCCCGAGACGACAAAGCUGCUCAAAUCGUAGUCAACUCUGACGCAAUGAUGAUAGGCCAGAACUUCCAAGUCGUUGGUUGGGGCAAUGGCCUUUUCGGAGCCAGCAAGACUACAUGGAACUUUGACAACCCGAUGCGCCGUGACACGAUCACAAUCCCAGGAUACUCACACCUGGUAAUCCGCAUAACAGCAGACAACCCGGGUGUUUGGGCGUUCCAUUGCCAUUAUCUGUGGCACGCUGAAGCUGGUAUGUUCGUCUCCAUUGCUCAGCGAAUGGGCGAGCUCGCGAGCAUGCUGGGCACAUUGGACACCAACGGUGAUGCCGGUGCCAUCAAGAAGAAAUUCUGCCCCAUGGCCAAGGCACAAGCUGGUGCUCCUCUCGCACAGCCCGUUAAGACUGGGGCACCUAAACCGCCUCGGACCCUUUGA